AUGUUUUCUUCUUCCAAUCUUCUGCGCCGACAUCAAGCUCGCAGACACUCGUUUCGAGUUCCGGAUCUUCCAUCGAUCCCCUCUGACAGCAGCGAAGAUUCGGACAACUCCAGAUCGCAUUCAACGUGCACUUCCCCGCCCGGGCCUUCCCAUAAAGUUACACGAGAUUUAUGCACAAGCAAGCCACUCCGUGCAACUCCCAAUGGGGAGGUUUCGGAAUUCUUGCUCUCUCUUGCCGCUCAAUCCGCACAUAUCCAGUUGAAGGAGCAAGCGUUGGCUGCCUUUCCCAACGAGCAAGUCUACGAGCCUGUUGAUCAUUUCGCCAUCGAGGAAGAUAGUGGAGAUUCCGGCGAUUGUCAUAUGCCUAAUUAUGAUCAUGUCAAGUCCCGACGACAAUCUUCGGCGGAUCUGUCUUGGGAACUGGACUACAUGCGCCACCACAAGGAGGAGGCUGAAAUGAGGAUCCGGGCUAUGGCUGCAUCUGGAAAACGAAAAUCUUCAUCACAACUCAAUAAGAAUGGCAAGAGCCCGCCCAUGCUUGGCAGGGACAUCGUCCUUCCUCGAUGCGCCUCACCCGAGGGAACAAUAUGUGACCACUUUAGCCUCGAUGCGAUUUCUCGUGUACAUGAUCUUUGUGCUGGCUGUGGUGACUUAUGGUACGCAUCGCCUCCUCGGGACGGCGGAAAGGGUUCUGGUCUUUGGAUGGGUACUUGUUGCAAAGACGAGGGCCAAGAGCGGGAGGGGCACGGUCUGUUCCCCGGAAUUGUGACCCCCAUGCCUCGUAUCGAUGAGUCUGGCAUUAGCAUGGGACUCAGCCCAUCUCCUUCACAUACACAUCUGAAUCAUCUCGCAACCUCGCCCAGAAAUCAGAGUCCCUGGAAGCCCACGAGUCCUAAUCUCCAGAAAGUCAUCGAGUCCGAAUUUCAUGAUGGAUUUGUGACUCAAAUUUAUAAUUACUUGUCUCUGGGUUACCCUUGUCUUGCGCGUUAUUAUGAUUACGAACUCAGCAAAAUCUCGGGUAUUCCCGUCGAGGCUCUUCGUCGGGACGACUUGAAAACUGAUGCUAAAGGCUAUGUUGCAGCCCCAGACAAGGAUGAUCUUGCGAAUGCCUGUGCACGAUGGAAAGCGCUCCGUCUAUACAUCCGGGAAUGGGCGAGGCAGGAGCCUGGUAUGACUGGAGAAGAUCCCAAUCCUGAAGGCUGGGGAAUGCCAGAACGAAAGGGCAGCUGGGCUAUUUGA
Penicillium roqueforti is the source of this 1239-nucleotide messenger RNA. RefSeq lists its product as uncharacterized. Lineage: Eukaryota; Fungi; Ascomycota; Eurotiomycetes; Eurotiales; Aspergillaceae. The coding region runs from base 1 to 1239 and encodes 412 amino acids. The transcript has 2 exons. The record is from RefSeq and is a predicted model, not a curated record.